AUGAGCUUCUCUGAAAAUGGCAACCUAACUAGGCAUCAAAAGAUGCACACAGGGGAGAAGCCUUAUAAAUGCUUGGAGUGUGGGAUGAGCUUCUCUGAAAAUGGCAAACUAACUAGGCAUCAAAAGAAUGCCCACCUAACCAGCCAUCAAAAGAUGCACACAGGGGAGAAGCCUUAUAAAUGCUUGGAGUGUGGGAUGAGCUUCUCUGAAAAUGGCAACCUAACUAGGCAUCAAAAGAUGCACACAGGGGAGAAGCCUUAUAAAUGCUUGGAGUGUGGGAUGAGCUUCUCUGAAAAUGGCAAACUAACUAGGCAUCAAAAGUGUGGGAAGAGCUUCUCUCGGAAGGACAGACUAACUAGACAUCAAAAGAUUCACAUAGAGAAAACUUAUAAAUGCUUGGAGUGUGGGAAGAGCUUCUCACAGAAUGCCACCCUAACCAUCCAUCAGAAGAGUCACACGGGGGAGAAGCUGUAUAAAUGCUUGGAUACCUUAAGUAGCCAUCAAAAGAUUCACACAGGGGAGAAGCCAUAUAAAUGUUUCGAGUGUGGGAAGAGCUUCUCUGAAAAUGGCAAACUAACUAGGCAUCAAAAGGUUCACACAGGGGAGAAGCCAUAUGAAUGUUUGCAGUGUGGGAAAAGUUUCUCACAGAAUGCCCACCUAACCAGCCAUCAAAAGAUGCACACAGGGAAGAAGCCUUAUAAAUGCUUGGAGUGUGGGAUGAGCUUCUCUGAAAAUGGCAACCUAACUAGACAUCAAAAGAUGCACACAGGGGAGUGUGGGAAGAGCUUCUCUCGGAAGGACAGACUAACUAGACAUCAAAAGAUUCACAUAGAGAAAACUUAUAAAUGCUUGGAGUGUGGGAAGAGCUUCUCACAGAAUGCCACCCUAACCAUCCAUCAGAAGAGUCACACGGGGGAGAAGCUGUAUAAAUGCUUGGAGUGUGGGAAGAGAUUCUCUGAAAAUGGCAAACUAACUAGGCAUCAAAAGGUUCACACAGGGGAGAAGCCAUAUGAAUGCUUGGAGUGUGGGAAGAGCUUCAGACAGAAUGCCACCCUAACCGUCCAUCAAAAGAUUCACACAGGGGAGAAGCCAUAUAAAUGUUUCGAGUGUGGGAAGAGUUUCUCUCAGAAAAGUACCUUAAGUAGCCAUCAAAAGAUUCACACAGGGGAGAAGCCAUACAAAUGUUUGGAGUGUGGGAAGGCCUUCUGUAAGAAUGGUAUCCUAACUAGUCAUCAAAAGGUUCACAUGAGGGAGAAGACACGUAAAUGCUGA
Eublepharis macularius is the source of this 1272-nucleotide messenger RNA. RefSeq names its product zinc finger protein 665-like. The record is from RefSeq and is a predicted model, not a curated record. Bases 1 to 1272 code for a protein of 423 amino acids. The transcript has 5 exons. Lineage: Eukaryota; Metazoa; Chordata; Lepidosauria; Squamata; Eublepharidae.